AGGAAAUUUUUUAUUUUCUACUUUUCAUUUUCCCCGGAUGGAGAGAUUUUGUGAAUCCUGAGGUAAAGAAGAUUAUAUCUAUACUAAACCAUCUUGAAAAGAUACCUCCUUUUGGGUUUUGAGAAUCACCACUUAUCUUCUCUGUUUAGCUUCUCGCUAUAUUUGUUAGCAGCAAAGUUGUUAUUUGGGUCUCUAUUCAGGUCCUGCAUCCCAUUGUUGCACAUGUUUGUGUAAUUCAAUAGAAGAAUGGAUCAAAAGGUUCAUGCUUUCACUAGAUUCUAAAGCUAGGGUUCUUGGGAACGUACUUACUCUGUCUAUACAUUUGAGAUUGGGUUUAUGGAGUCUUCAAGAGAUGUUGGGAAAGGUUGUGACUUGGGUUGUGAUUAUUCCCUUAGAGCAUGUUCUUUAGACUCUUCUGAGUCAUCUUCAAACGCAAAGUUACUAGUUGAGAAUGAAUAUGCUGCUUUACUUGAGGAUCUUUCUCUCCAAAGGAGAACAGUGAAAGAUCUUCACUUGGAGCUUGAAGAAGAGAGAAACGCUGCUGAAUCAGCAGCUAACGAGACAAUGUCAAUGAUACUUAGGCUGCAGAGCGAGAAAGCUGAGAUAGAGAUGGAAGCUAGGCAGUUCAAAGCGUUUGCUGAGAGGACAAUGACAUAUGAACAAGAAAAAGUAGCAGCUUUGGAGGAGUUGGUGUAUGAGAAAGAGCAAGCUAUUGAGUCCUUGUCUUAUGAGGUUGAAGCUUACAAGGAUAGGUUGAUGAGCUAUGGGGUGACUGAAGCAGAGAUUCAUGAUCAGAUACUUGGUUUUGGUAGAGACUCUGUUGAUGUUUACCCGUGUGAAUACACUUCUUUGAAAUUUAGUGUGGAUGAUGAGAACCUGAGCGAGCCUGAUGGUGAUGUUGAGGUUGUGGAGAAGGUGAUGGUUGGUCAGUCUCCAGGAUGGCCGUAUUAUGAUUCAAACUCGCCUUUAGGAACUGCUAAAGAAGUAAAGGGAACAUUGUACACAGACUCUCCUAUGUCUAUUAAUAGUGACAGAGUUUAUACUAUUGACUCAGUUCAUGUGGGAGUUUCUGAAGUGAAGAUUAACGACGAGCUUAGUAAGAUUAGUAUGGGAAAGUUGGAUGGUGAUCAUUGGAAUGCUCAGAGAUAUCAAGAACCGGUGAUGAUGACUCGGAAAGGAGUUAAAGAGCCAGAUAUUGAGAAGCUUUACACAAGGCUUCAAGCACUUGAGGCUGACAGGGAGUCAUUGAGACAGGUCAUUGUAGCAAUGCGGACAGACAAAGCUCAGCUGGUGUUGUUGAAAGAAAUCGCACAGCAUUUAUCAAAGGAAACUGUCAUAACAAACCGGCGAAACCUGGUUAGCAAAAUGCCAUCUUUCAAAGCAUUAUAUCAUGUAGGAACGGUCUUCAAGUGGAUUGUGUCUUUCGUUUCUUGGAAAAGGAAAGCCAAGCGGAACAAGUAUGUGUACAAUCUGUCAGCAAACAAUAUGGGGAUGCUUAUGAUUCUAGGCGAGGGAUGUCGAACUAGAAGAUGGAGUUGCAUAACAAGUUCACAUGUCUAGAGACAUCCAUUCGUUUUUCUCUCCUGGUAUAGCUAGUGCAAAUUGAAUGUACAUUUCUCUU
This is a messenger RNA of Eruca vesicaria subsp. sativa (arugula), 1621 nucleotides long. Lineage: Eukaryota; Viridiplantae; Streptophyta; Magnoliopsida; Brassicales; Brassicaceae. The record is from the annotation of a GenBank genome assembly.